AUCGCCCAGUUCCCUCGAGAACCGUGUACUUGCCACAUCCUACAAGAUGUCCAACCAAGGCCCCUCUCCCUCCGGCCCAGUGCCGAAACCAGGCAGAUAUCUCAAGAUCUCGCUCUACCUCCGCAAGCAACCCAACGUCACAGAUGCGUAUUUCCACGCCUACUGGGCUAAUAACCACCUCGAGCCGGCGCUAAAGAACAAGACCUUUACCGACAAAACCCGGCGCUACAACCAGCACCACGUCACUCCUGCUGAAAGAGAGCAGGCCAAGACCCUCGGUAUCCCGGUGCUCGAGUACGACGGCAUUGCAGAGGUGUGGGUGGACAGCUUGGAUGAUUGGAAGGCUAUUGUCUCCGACACGGAGUUUGUAAACGCCGUUGCCGCCGAUGAGCCUCACUUCAUCAUGGCGCCGAUUCAUGUCUUGAUCGGGUGGGACAAUCUCAUUAUUGGGGACGACUGGUCACCUAAAGGGGCAUAG
This is a messenger RNA of Phialemonium atrogriseum, 478 nucleotides long. RefSeq lists its product as uncharacterized. Bases 47 to 478 code for a protein of 143 amino acids. The record is from RefSeq and is a predicted model, not a curated record. Gene Ontology annotation, molecular function: oxidoreductase activity. NCBI's taxonomy places the organism in Eukaryota, Fungi, Ascomycota, Sordariomycetes, Cephalothecales, Cephalothecaceae. The transcript is spliced from 3 exons.